AUGCCUGCAAUGUACUUUUCGCGAAAAGACAGAGCGGUUGAAGCGUUCAGGAUAUCGAAUCGGGUGGAUAACGUCAAGGAGACACAACAGGGUCGGUACUUUUACUUGGAAGAUGCUAUUGUUGGAACGGACACGAGAAAGCGAGUCUUGCGAUUACCAUUGCUGGACGCAGAAAGCGUGGAGGAGAAACACAGGAGAGGGAUGGCAGAAAAGCACACACAAAGGGCGAUGCGACGUCGCACAUGA
Molecule: messenger RNA, 246 nt
Organism: Peronospora matthiolae
Lineage: Eukaryota; Oomycota; Peronosporomycetes; Peronosporales; Peronosporaceae
Source: the annotation of a GenBank genome assembly